AUGGACGAAACGCCAUCGACUACUUCUACAUCAUACGAUCAGUCCACAAUCGAAGAGCACGCACAAGAGUCACCAUCAGAUACACACCUAGACGAACAACUCUCGGCCGGCUUUGACCAAGAAGAUUCUCGCGCAAGAAGCCCUGCAUCCCCACACGAGUCCACCUCGUACGAAUUCACCAGAGACGAGGAAGAGAUAGACCCGGCGAAUAGUGCCUGGGUCGAAGACCAGUCAUCGAGUGGUAGCCCCAAGGAAUCCGAGGACCAGACAACUCAAGUCCAAGACAAAGGGAAAGAGCGAGAAAUGAGUUAUCCGGGGGACUAUUACCACCCAGGAACGACGUCCUCACCCCAAGAUCGCCGACCUGAGAUAUCGAGAACGAGCCCCAGCAGUUCUGCAAGCACGCCCCGGCAAGGUUCCGGGGAGGCAAAAGGCGACGACAAAAGAGAAGAUCGAACAGGAAGUGGUAGCGGCAGCGGCAGCGGCAGCGGCAGCGGUGGUGGCAACGCAAGUGCGAGUGGCAGCAGUCGCUCUAGCAUGCCGGUCCAAGGCAUGUUGGCGAUGCAUCUUCUCAGCUCAGCACUCUCCGCUUUCCUGGCGUUGGGUUAG
Molecule: messenger RNA, 609 nt
Organism: Fonsecaea multimorphosa CBS 102226
Lineage: Eukaryota; Fungi; Ascomycota; Eurotiomycetes; Chaetothyriales; Herpotrichiellaceae
Exons: 2
Coding region: 1-609 (202 amino acids)
Source: RefSeq, a predicted model, not a curated record